AUGCCAGACGACACAAAUUUCACAGAAGAAAUCACAAAAUGGGUAGAAUCGCUACCCAAUUGGGGUAAGGCUGCAGUUGCUGGUGGUGUCGCCCUGGCCGUCUACAUUCCAUUUAAAUUCCUCUCAACCCAGAAACGAAAUUCGCCGGUUACAGAAAACUGGAAACCAGAUGUCGUCUAUUUAUACCAAUUUCCUCGUACUCGAGUACUUCCAAAUCUCUCGACGUUCUGUAUGAAAGUGGAAACAUGGCUGAGAAUGGCAGAUAUCAACUAUGAGAUCCCAAAAUGCCCCAUCACACUCCGAACACAAGAAGGAACACUUCCAUUCGUUGAACUAAAUGGAAAAGAAUACUACGAUUCUAGUUUCAUUCUUCGAGAUGUCGAUGAAGCCAUCAAACCGCAGCAUCCAUCACUUGAUGAUCAUCUCUCAGUUGAACAAAAAGCAGUUUCCCGAGCUUUCGAGGCUAUGAUUGAAAAGUCAAUGUCAAUUUCGGCAUGGUUCUACAGAAUGGAAAAUACUGAAAAGAUGCUUGAUCUCUUCGAUCCAAAAGUAUUUGGGCUCUUCUCGUCAAUUCUCAAAAUGAUCAACUCUAGAUUCUAUGCAUCUACGUUGCUCAAAAGAAUUUCCGGCUCCGACAUCGGAUUUCACAACCGCGAUGACAUCAUCAAAAUCGGAAGCGACGAUCUGAAAUCAAUCAGCAAAUAUUUGGGAAACAAGCACUAUUUCCAUGGAUUCAAACCCACAAAAGUGGACGCUUGUCUUUUCGCCAAUCUGUGUCAAAUUUACUAUGCUCCGUAUACAAGUGAGCAUCGAGAUUUGAUCGUGGGCGAAUGUAAGAACUUGCAAGAAUACGUUGAGAGAAUUAAGAAUAGAUACUGGCCAGAUUGGGAUGAUGUGACCUCAAAGUAUUCGACAGAGACGAGCAAUUGGAAGAAGCGUCAUAUCGCCAGGAAUGGAAAUGGAAAGCAGGCUCAUUGA
Messenger RNA from Caenorhabditis briggsae, 978 nucleotides. Gene Ontology annotation, cellular component: cytoplasm. The record is from RefSeq and is a predicted model, not a curated record. Bases 1 to 978 code for a protein of 325 amino acids. Lineage: Eukaryota; Metazoa; Nematoda; Chromadorea; Rhabditida; Rhabditidae. The transcript has 6 exons.